GGCUCCCGGCUUCGUCACUUCCUGCUGCCGGGCGGGCGGCCGGCGCGCCGCGGCCAUGGAGGUGCAGUCGUACUACGCCAAGCUGCUGGGGGAGCUGAACGAGCAGCGCAAGCGGGACUUCUUCUGCGACUGCAGCAUCAUCGUGGAGGGGCGCAUCUUCAAGGCGCACAAGAACAUCCUCUUCGCCAACAGCGGCUACUUCCGAGCGCUGCUCAUCCACUACAUCCAGGACAGCGGGCGGCACAGCACCGCGUCCCUCGACAUCGUCACCUCCGAGGCCUUCUCCGUCAUCCUGGAUUUCCUCUACUCGGGGAAGCUGGAUCUCUGCGGGGAGAACGUCAUCGAGGUCAUGUCCGCGGCCAGCUACCUGCAGAUGACCGACGUGGUGAACUUCUGCAAGACCUACAUCAGGUCGUCCUUGGAUAUCUGCAGGAAGAUAGAGAGGGAGGCCGCCUUCUACCAGGCCGACAGCGGGAGCGGGAGCUCCGCGAGGGAGGGCCCCUCGUACGGCUCCAAGAGCCAGGGCUCUGCCCCCGUCUCGUCCCUGCAGGAAAAGGAGAGGAUGGCGGGUUGUCAGCGAGACCCCCCCUGCGGGGACUGUAGCAGCUGCCACCCCCUGGAGCUCGUGGUGAGGGACCCGGUGAGCAGCGACUCCCCGGAGGACGUUAAUUCCUCCCUGCCCAAGGGGGUGGAACCCAAGGUGGAGUUCGACUCGGAUGAGGUGGAGGUAGAGGUGGGCGAGAGGCUGCAGCAGUACCCGACUCCGCUGUCCCUGGAGCAGAUGGAAGAGGGGCUGCACAGCGGGCAGGCGAUGGACCUGGCCUGCAACAACUACCACAUGAAGCAGUUCCUCGAGGCCCUGCUGCGCAACAGCUCGGCUCAGAGGAAGGAUGACGUGGUUCAUCACUUUGUCCGGGGCUUUGAGGGUAGGCCAGAGGAUGCGGGGGUAGCCAUGAGCUCCAUGAUGGACAUUCACAGCGACUGGUAUGGUGAGGACGCAGGUGAUGUGUUAGUUGUGCCCAUCAAGCUUCACAAAUGUCCGUUCUGUCCCUACACGGCUAAGCAGAAAGGAAUACUGAAGCGGCACAUUCGCUCUCACACAGGUGAGAGACCCUACCCCUGUGAGACGUGUGGGAAGCGUUUCACCCGGCAGGAACACCUUCGGAGUCACGCUUUAAGUGUGCAUCGAUCGAACAAGCCAAUUAUCUGCAAAGGUUGCAGGAGAACAUUCACGAGUAGCCUGUCUCAAGGAUUGCGACGCUUUGGCUUGUGUGACAGCUGCACUUGUGUGACCACUACGCACGACGACUCGAUGCCCAUUAACCUCAGCCUGAUGGAACCUUCCUCAGAGGGCCAGGAGAAGGGUGAUACGGAUAACGACUGGCCCAUAUACGUGGAGUCCGGGGAGGAAAACGAUCCAGCUGAUGAUGAUGAUGCUGAUGGUGAUGACAAGCAGGAGAUCCACAGGAGUUUAUCGGAUCGAGAAACACUUAUGUAGCAGUGGGAGGAGAGGGGGAGGACUGAAGGUCUCUCUCUGCCAGUGGCUGGUUUGCAACAGAAAAUUGUGUUAGUAAGGCUGUGUUUUUUUUAUUAUUAUUUUUUAUUUUU
Molecule: messenger RNA, 1608 nt
Organism: Cygnus atratus (black swan)
Lineage: Eukaryota; Metazoa; Chordata; Aves; Anseriformes; Anatidae
Gene: ZBTB8B
Product: zinc finger and BTB domain containing 8B
Exons: 4
Coding region: 56-1498 (480 amino acids)
Biological process (GO): regulation of transcription by RNA polymerase II
Molecular function (GO): protein binding; DNA-binding transcription factor activity, RNA polymerase II-specific; RNA polymerase II cis-regulatory region sequence-specific DNA binding
Source: RefSeq, a predicted model, not a curated record